Bolinopsis microptera is the source of this 1147-nucleotide messenger RNA. RefSeq names its product box C/D snoRNA protein 1-like. Gene Ontology annotation, cellular component: pre-snoRNP complex; nucleus. Bases 26 to 1060 code for a protein of 344 amino acids. Gene Ontology annotation, biological process: box C/D snoRNP assembly; maturation of LSU-rRNA from tricistronic rRNA transcript (SSU-rRNA, 5.8S rRNA, LSU-rRNA); snoRNA localization. The transcript has a single exon. The record is from RefSeq and is a predicted model, not a curated record. Lineage: Eukaryota; Metazoa; Ctenophora; Tentaculata; Lobata; Bolinopsidae.
UUUUUACAGGCAAUUCAAGUAAACUAUGGUUGAGUUGUGUAGCUGUGGGAAAGAAAGUAAAUACUGCUGUCCAAAGUGUAGACAGAGAACGUGUAGUCUGGAAUGUGUUAAAGCUCAUAAAGUUGAAAAAAGUUGCAGCGGUGUUGCAGAUAAAGCAUCAUUUGUAAAACUGUCAGAUUUUGAUAACAUUCAGCUAAUAUCAGAUUACAAGUUUUUGGAAAAUAUCAAAGAGUCGAUAGAUAACUCUCAUAGGCAGCUUGUUCCCAAUUUUAAUGGUCAAAAUGCCAGGGGGAUGAUCAAAAAGAAGUGCCUUACAAAUGAAACGAUCAUUAAGUUCAUGCCUGUUACCUUUUCUCGGCAUAAGCUGAACAAGACCCAUUUUAAAGAUGAUGUCAUAAGAUGGACUGUAGAAUUAAUCUUCUCUGACCGGAGCCAGAAACUUCUAGCUCAUGAUAUCUCCGAAACAUUGAAAAUUACAGAUCUGAUUGAAACAUAUAAAAGUGAUUCUGCACCCCACUCAGAAUAUCGAUUUGUGAGCAUGUACUUCAAAAGUGAUCCAGAUGUUUCAUAUUUCGUUCAAGCAGAUGGUGAUACAAACACAUUUCAUUUGCUUGACCCAGAUUUGACAAUCAUGGAAUCUCUGAAGUUCAAAACUGUCAUCGAGUACCCUACCAUAUUCAUCACUACAAAACCAGCUUCCUUUAAGGCAGUGGAGUGUAAAGCAUUGGAUGUGAGAGCAGAGUUGACAAAACUGGGAUUGCUGAAUGAUGGCAAGAGAAAGAGGAACAACAGAAGACGCUCAUACAAAAGACAGAAGAAAGGGAGGAAUCAAAAUAACAACACUGCAGGCGAAGAUGAUAGCAAGAAAGUGGAAGUUGGCAAGUGUGACGAUUUGAAAGAGCGUGAGAAAACAUCAGAUACAAAGAGUAAUUCAUUUAAAAACAGUGUUCUGGCACUUUUUGGUGAUGAGCAAGAAAAUCAGUCAGAUGGUGAAGCAUGCUCAACAGAUGUGAAUUCUUUGCCUGCAGAGCCAGAGGAAGAGGGGGAGAUUUUAACCUGAUAUAAUGCUAUAAAUAUAAUGCUAAUUUAUCAGUGACAUGAUCCUCGUCAUGACAGUAAUUUUUUGAAGGAAAUAAAACUAUUUAUU